This is a messenger RNA of Aspergillus caelatus, 2106 nucleotides long. Its product is annotated as transcription factor domain-containing protein. The record is from RefSeq and is a predicted model, not a curated record. Gene Ontology annotation, biological process: DNA-templated transcription; positive regulation of transcription from RNA polymerase II promoter by galactose. Gene Ontology annotation, cellular component: nucleus. NCBI's taxonomy places the organism in Eukaryota, Fungi, Ascomycota, Eurotiomycetes, Eurotiales, Aspergillaceae. Bases 1 to 2106 code for a protein of 701 amino acids. The transcript has 4 exons. Gene Ontology annotation, molecular function: DNA-binding transcription factor activity, RNA polymerase II-specific; RNA polymerase II cis-regulatory region sequence-specific DNA binding; zinc ion binding.
AUGCGCAAUGUGAGGAGACUUCCUGGUCCUCCUUGUUGUGUAUGUCGCCGCAAGAAAAGGGGGUGUGACAGACAGAAACCAAUAUGCGGAGGAUGUCGGCAAAAGGGCCAGUCACAUGAAUGUUCCUAUAGACCCCAGGAUAUGCCUCCUCCUAACCGCCCGAGACAAUGUAUGACUACCCAGGCGUUCCCUGAGCUCGAGGUUGUUAUUAUCUCGACUCCAGACAAUGAAAGACGCCUACGAGGCGGUGGAGUGCGCCAGUCGCCUGAUAUUACACAAAGCGAUGUGAUUGAGGUCUCCUCCAUGGUUUCGGAUCAAAGCUACCACACCGCUGUUUUGCCCCAGGAGGAAGGCUUUCACCUCGAUGAUAGUGGAGCGCAGGCCUCGCAAGUGAUGAGGUUGCAAAGAGCUGUUGAGGAGCGAACGGGCAGAGCCAAGGACGAAGAUUUAACAGGCGACAUCCCUCUUUUAGCUCAAAUACCCAUGUUCACAAAUGGUGUCAUACAGCCUUCCGUCUCCAGAUCGAGUGGCGAAGACCCAUCGGUGCACUUGUCUCAGGAAAUGGCUGACCGUCUUGUUCUAUCUUAUUUAACGAGAGAAUAUGCAAACUUGCCAAUACUGGACCUUUUACAGUUUCAGUCAGCCUACGAGACUACCAGAACUGAACAGGACAUAGCCGCAGGCCCCAGUAGUUUCCAUGGCAUCUUGAAUACCAUUUUCAGUUUAUCUGGCUUAAGUACAAACGAUGUGAAUGACGAAGAUGUGACGAGUUUCUUUAAUCGCGGUCAGAGGAUGUCCAGGGAUGCGGAGAACAGCGGGUCUCUAUGUGAGCGUAUUCAAUCGCAUAUCUUACAAAGCCAGUAUCUAUAUGCGACUGGCAACUCAAGGUUGGCAUGGAUGUUCAUUGGGUUUGCCAUCCGCAUGGCGCAAGUCCUGGGCCUGCACUUCAAGACAGGGGGGCAUGAUACUCGAGGAAGGAGGGAUCGAGAACUCGCCCGGCGACUCUGGCAUAGCGCCAUGAUCCUGGAACGGAUGAUUGCACUGCAGCUAGGGCUCCCACCGCAAACCUCCAAUCCACUGAGGGUGCCGUUACCGACGCAUUGGGACACAGACUACACCGAUUUUAUAUCUGGGGGGAACUCCGCCGUCACGUCAGAUCGUCCAUCCUUGAUAGACCACGUCGAGGAUAUUUUAGCAUGGGAGGAUGAGCUGAGAAUGCAGCCAAAUAGCUGCGCUGCUAAGAAACUUCUUUCCUUCGAUUUCAAGAUAUUUUUGAAGGUAGACACUCUUUUAUACGAUUGGCAGGCAUCUCUGCCAUCAUAUCUGCAAGAUGAUGCCGCGGGCGGUAUAUGGGAUGACCCGAUUGUGUGUCGACAGCGGAAUGUUCUCCGAGCACGCUACCUGUAUGUUCGUCUUCGACUAUAUCGGCCUCUGCUGUCCUUGGGACUGGCACUGUCCACCAAAUGCAAUUGUCGACCUGAAGGUCGCCCGCACGCUACUAAAGAAGAGCCUAGCUCCUCCACCUCCCCUGUGAUUUUCAGCAUGGUACGCGACGUCUCAAUCAAGAGCGUGGCGGUCGCCUUGGAACUGAUCAACCUUAUUCGUGCGCACGAAGAUAGGCCGCUUGAUGGCAGGCCAGACGACAGCCGCCCUAACCUCAUCUCUCCCUAUUGGGAGAACAUUGAUUAUACUUAUGCCUGCGGAACGGUCUUUCUUGCAGCUCGUCUAAGUAACUUUACCAGCUUCAAUGACAACAAUUGCGGUAAAAUCAAUGAAGGGGAGGUAGAGACGUCUUUGACGCGAGCUAUCGACAUAUUGGACCAUUACCACAGUAUAAGACCAAAUGGAAAGGUGGCGCGUAUAGCACAACUGUGCUGCAACACAUUGAAGGAUCUCUCCGGCCUCAUUAGAAGGUCUGGCAUUGCUGACCCAUCAGCCGACGCAGCUGCGGUCUUGGAUGAAAAUACUCGUAAUCGACUGCUGCAAAGGACGGGGAACGGUAGUCCUGCCCUCAACAGGAACCGGAGGCAGCCAGUAGAGGACACGCGCGGAUAUUAUGGAUGGAUCGAGAGUCUGCCUAUAGAUUUGGCUGGUCCACUGGAAUGA